AUCUUCUCUCUCGAUAUCAAACGUCAACAAAUCAUAAAUCAAAUCAUGUGAACUCGAAUGUGAACCACAUCUGAACCCGACAUCUCGGCUUUUAAUAGCAGAUAUGCUCCUCUUCCCGGCUGAAGAGUAUCUAUUUGAAAUUUAAGGAUAUCGUUUCGAUUAAAAGUUGUCGCUAUCUACUUCGAGGCACGCUCUCUGUCACCGACUAUCAAAAUGACUUCUAUAAUUAGACUUCAAGCACUCUCUGGAGCUAUGGAUGAGUCCCCUCAUUGUUACAUAUUACAAGUAGAUAAUUUUGUUUUCCUGCUGGACUGUGGUUGGAAUGAAAAUUUCGAUAUGACGUUUAUGAAUGAAUUGAAGAGACAUGUGAGUCACAUAGACGCAGUAUUAAUCACCUAUCCUGAUCCACUCCAUCUAGGAGCUUUACCCUACCUUGUCGGCAAAUGUAAUCUCAACUGUCCUGUCUAUGCUACCAUUCCAGUCUAUAAGAUGGGACAAAUGUUCAUGUACGAUUUAUAUCAGUCAAGAUAUAAUCAAGAAGAUUUCACAGUUUUUGACUUAGAUGAUGUUGAUGCUGCAUUUGAUAAAAUGAUCCAGUUGAAAUAUAAUCAAUCUGUACAAAUGAAAGGCAAAGGAAUUGGCAUUACCAUCACACCACUUCUAGCAGGUCACAUGAUUGGCGGCACCAUUUGGAAAAUUAUGAAAGUUGGAGAGGAAGACAUCAUCUAUUCAGUUGACUUUAAUCAUAAAAAAGAACGUCAUUUGAAUGGCUGUGAUUUUGAGAAACUUGGUCGGCCAUCGUUGUUAAUUACAGAUGCAUAUAAUGCGACUUAUCAGCAAGAGAGGAGGCGUAUUCGAGACGAAAAACUCAUGACUAACAUUCUGCAAACCUUAAGAGAGAAAGGCAAUGUGUUGGUAGCAGUUGAUACUGCUGGUCGCGUAUUGGAAUUAGCGCAUAUGCUUGAUCAAUUGUGGCGCAAUGCAGAAUCUGGUCUUGUCGGCUUCUCAUUGGUACUUCUGAAUAAUGUGUGUUAUAAUGUGAUAGAAUUUGCUAAAUCUCAGAUUGAAUGGAUGAGUGAAAAGCUCAUGAGGUCCUUUGAGGGCCUUAGAAGUAAUCCUUGUCAAUUCAAACAUCUAAGGCUGUGUCAUAGUCUGAUGGAACUAAACAAAGUCCCUAGUCCGAAAGUAGUUCUUGCAAGUACACCUGAUAUGGAAUCUGGAUUCUCCAGAGAACUCUUUUUACAAUGGUGUGCAAACCCUAGUAAUAGCAUUAUCUUAACAUCCAGAACUUCACCUGGAACGUUAGCUAGGAAGUUAAUUGACUUACAUCAAACUGGUAAAAGGUCCUUUUCUCUGCAAAUCAAGAAAAGGGUUCGCUUAGAAGGUGCAGAAUUAGACGCGUAUUUAAGGAAACAAGCUAAACAUCAAACAAAGCCUCAGGAAACAGUCGUAAGUUCAGACUCAGAAGAUGAUCAGCCCAUAAGUGGAGAAAGGGAUGGAAGGAGGGAUAGUCUUGGCUCAGAGAAAAUUCAGGAGAGCUUCGUCAAAACAACUAAGAAGCAAUACCCAAUGUUUCCAUACCACGAAGAGAAAUUAAAAUAUGAUGAUUAUGGUGAAAUUGUCAAAUUAGACCUGUACAAGAUGAAUGACACCAAAACUAAUGUUGACGAUGAAGCAAAUCAGGAAGAAGAGGAAACUUUAGAGGAUAUUCAUGAAGUUCCUUCAAAAUGUAUCCAGUACAGUAGAACAGUCAAUGUGCUUUGUCAGAUAGAGUAUAUAGAUUUUGAAGGUCGUUCCGAUGGAGAAUCUCUGACAAAAAUUAUCGGACAGUUACGACCGAGGCGCUUAAUUCUUGUCAGAGGUUUGCCUGAAAACAUAAGUCAUGUUGCAAACCAUGCCAAAACAUACCUCAAAGAAACUGCAGUUUAUAUUCCUACCAAAGGAGAAAUGCUCGACGUAACUACAGAGAGUCAUAUUUACCAGAUUCGGUUAACAGAUGCGUUAGUCUCAAGUUUAGAAUUCCAAAAAGGGAAAGAUGCAGAGUUAUCUUGGAUUGAUGCUCGUGUGACAGAACGGGAAAACUUGAAUGAAAAAAGUAUGCAAGUUGAUGAAGAAUCUACAGGAAUUGAGCUUAAUAAAAUGUACACCUUGGAUAUCCUUCCUCCAAAUGAGGAAGUUGGCCAUGUUUCCUCCUUUGUGAACGAAAUCAAGUUAUCUGAUUUCAAGCAAGUGUUGACCAAGCACAAUAUUUCUGCAGAAUUCUCUGGUGGUACUCUGUGGUGUUGCAAUGGUACAGUUGCAGUCAGACGGCCUGAGGGAGGUAAAGUAUCUUUGGAGGGAAUUUUAUGCGAUGACUUCUUCAAAAUACGCCAUCUUUUAUACUCUCAGUAUGCUAUCAUUUAACUCAGUGAAUACCACCCGCUAUUUUUACGAUGUUUCAUCUGUAACGGUUAUGCAAAAUGAGCUUUGAAGCAUAAUCCUUACAUCACAGCCAAAUAACACAUGGAAAUGGUACCAAGUUACUUAAUACUCGAUUGAAACGAUAGAUAAGAACUGAAAGGAUUGAAUAAACUCCUAUGAGAUGGUUUCUACACUUUAAAAUUCAAUCACCCUAAUAGAUUAUUUAGCUGUUGAGGAUUCAACUCUCUGGAAUUGCUCCCAGCUAUGUGGAAAAAGAAAGGAAUGAAAGGCAUAGGUCGUAUCCACAUGAAUGGUUGCCUUGAAUGUUGCUUGUUUAGCUCACUACCAGAAAUUAAAACUCAGCAUAGCAUCAUCACAUCGUACAUUGACUCUGGGAUUGUGCAGGUGAUGUCAGCGGAUCCUUUUUUUCAUAAAGCAGUUCUCAAAGAAAGUUGCUUUCGCAUCAAGUCCUUUGUUCUUCUUAAUUGCUCUUUUUUUCCUGAAUUUUGUGUCAACUCUGUUCUCAGCUGCAUGGUUGUCCUCUAUUCCAAGUGUUUACACUUCUCAAAUUAUUUACAAUCUAGGACCUUCUUAUUUUGGUGAUCUGAUACUGAAGUAAGAUGCAAAAUCUUUUGUGCCUAGCUUCUUGAGCUUAGAAGUAAAAUUCAAAGAAAUUAUUGUCUCUCAGCUUUCAUUUGAGAUUCUUUAAAUAGGACUUGGCUCAACUAGAAUAUCUAGCUCUAAGUGUUAAUCAGCUUGAUGUAAAUAAGAAUGCGUGCAGAUUUUUUAUACUUGUAAAAAGAUAGUGUAAAUAGUUGUGGAAAUGACCUACUCCAUUCCUUUAUUUUAAUAAUAAAUGUAUAUUAUUAAAAUUA
Molecule: messenger RNA, 3275 nt
Organism: Bemisia tabaci
Lineage: Eukaryota; Metazoa; Arthropoda; Insecta; Hemiptera; Aleyrodidae
Gene: Cpsf100
Product: cleavage and polyadenylation specificity factor subunit 2
Biological process (GO): mRNA 3'-end processing by stem-loop binding and cleavage
Cellular component (GO): mRNA cleavage and polyadenylation specificity factor complex
Molecular function (GO): RNA binding
Source: RefSeq, a predicted model, not a curated record